CUGAUGAUAUUGUAUAAAAUUCGGUGUGGGUAUUGAUAGUGAAUUCACAAAAAAAAACAACAAGCAUCUAUAAUAUGAAUAAAAUGGGAGUACCAACGGAAUCUACAUUUCUUGAUGUUCAGCUGCCCAAAACUCUUCUUGAAUCACCUUCAACAUCGACUUUUUUGCCAGAUGAAGAGGCUGCUUUUUGUCCAUUACUUUCAAGUAGAAUGUUAGGUCCCAUAGCACAUCCAUUGAGCCCUAAUCAUAUGGAUACAGACGGUAUUACCUCAAAUUGCCAAAUCAGUUUAGACUGUAAGGCCGAGUCAAGUUCUACCGACAGUAGUAGCGGGAUAGCUAUCGACGUUCAGGAAUCUGCUACCACCAACCUAUUUCAUAAUGGAAGCUAUCAACAUCUACAAAAUAACAAUAUUAAUAAAGAAGAGGAUACACACUUCAUUGGAAAAAAAUCGAAAGACGCUCCCUCAUUUGUAUCAUGGAACUGGCCGCUAAUACGGAAAUGUACUUUUUUUAUUUUUGUCUCUACUAUUUUAGCUAUGUGCUCGAUAGUUGUUGCAAAAAUAUCUACUAUGCCCAAGUCUUGUAAUCCAAAAACAACUUGGUACCGUGGAGGCGUAUUCUAUGAAAUGGGAUUUCAGGAUUCUGAGUAUGAAGGAAUUAGCGAUAUAGGUGGAAUAAUCAACCGCCUUGAUUACCUUUCCUCAUUAGGUGUAGCAGCUGUCAGACUGAACUCCAUUUUUCUACCAGGAAAUAUAGAUAAUGUCACAUCGGUACUUCACAUAGAUCCUGCAAUUGGGAAUGUAUCCCAGCUAAAAGUUUUAGCCGAUACCUUACAAUCUCGAAAUAUAGCUCUUCUCUUAGACAUACCAUUGCAUAAUACAUUUGUUAAUAUCCACAGCAACCAAGAAAUAGUCUAUAAUCAAAUUACUAAAACACUAACUUCUUGCUUGGACAAUGGAGUGAACGGAUUUUAUUUAAAAGGACUUGAUUUGUUUUCAAAUGAUUUGAUGCUUCUUAAAUUCUUAGCAAUAUGGAAACGUAUAGUUGGCGAAAAUAGAGUACUAAUAAUAAACGAGAAAGUUUUAAAAGGAAAACCAAGUUCAUUCUUAACAGCAAUUCAGCAACAUGUUGAUCUUGUUGACGUUUGCCUAGACCUGGAAGGUGGCACGAAAAAAAUUACCAAUCGCAUAGAAAAUAUUUUAGCAAACAUGCCACCAGCCGAAGAUUCAACAUGGAUACACUGGUCGAUUGUUGAUUCCAAAUUAAAACACCACAACGAUCGAGAUUCUUUUAAUUCGGAUAAAAUAAUGGCUGGCACAAUAAUGCAGCUUAUGCUGCCAGGUACACCAAAUAUAAAGUAUGAGGAUGAUAUGAAUGGAAAACAAUACAGCGUGCAUAAGCUAAGUGAUAGAUCAAAAAUUGUCAGCAAUAUGAUAUCUCUGCGAAAGCGUUCCCCGUCUAUAUACAAAAGUGUAAUUUGUAAGCCAAAUAGUAAUAUUCAAAAUACUUUAAUACGAUAUACCAAUGAUGAUACACUUAUUAUUGUCCGAAACUACCCACGGAGAAACUCCUUUGCAUCUGUUACAAACUUGGGCAGUUAUAAAAUUACCAUGGACUUGACAUCGACAUUUUAUAGUGGCACUCGAAUGCUCACUAACGAAACUGAUAAAAUAUUUUUCAAAAAUUUUGAAAUAGAUCCGUUUGACACCAUUGUUGUUAAAUUAGAUAAGUAAAACGCAUGCUUAUUUAUUAUAGUUGCAGGUAUCUAGACUUCGACUUCUUCAGCCAAUUUAUGUUUCAGUUCAAAUUUAAUAAAAAUACCAAAAUGAAUAUCUAACGGACAACGAAGC
This is a messenger RNA of Drosophila persimilis, 1850 nucleotides long. Its product is annotated as 4F2 cell-surface antigen heavy chain-like. Lineage: Eukaryota; Metazoa; Arthropoda; Insecta; Diptera; Drosophilidae. Gene Ontology annotation, biological process: carbohydrate metabolic process; amino acid transport. The transcript is spliced from 4 exons. The record is from RefSeq and is a predicted model, not a curated record. Bases 75 to 1733 code for a protein of 552 amino acids.